Molecule: messenger RNA, 1958 nt
Organism: Pelodiscus sinensis (Chinese soft-shelled turtle)
Lineage: Eukaryota; Metazoa; Chordata; Testudines; Trionychidae
Source: RefSeq, a predicted model, not a curated record
AAUUAUUUCAAGAUGCCUGGGGGUUCAGUGAUCUCGUUCAACUGUGUGGAUUCUUCUCUAUCGUCUCUGAAAAAUUGUCAGUCUUACAUUAACACUGGCAUGGAUAUUGCUACAAGUGUUGCUCUUGACCUUGUGGAAAAUUGCAAUGAUGUAGAGGAGGUUAACGGUAUGAAAAGUGUGAUGUUAGAAUAUGCUGCAAUGGACAGAGAGCUAAACCAUUAUAUGCAAGCGGUUCAAGAUACAGUACACCAGAUAAAACAAGACAAACCAGAGGAUAUACCAGAUCUAAAAGAUUUAGUAAAAAAAAAAUUCACAACAUUGGAAAGCAAAAACAGUGACUCAGAUCUGCGAAGAAAUGAAAAAUUUGUACAUUUCAUGGAACAGCUUAAAAGAAUGAGAGAACAGUUUGGUCUCCAGUCAACUACUGAUGCUAAUGAAGCCAUUGAACAAAUAGAUGAAGAUAUAGCAGUGACUCAAAGUCAGAUGAACUUUUGUUGUCCUAUCACACAGAUGGAAAUGCAGAAGCCAGUUCGAAAUAAAAUCUGUGGCCACAACUACGAAGAAACAGCAAUUCUAAAAAUUAUCCAGCAUCGAGAACAUCAAAAGAAAAAAGCACGACACAGCAAGUCACUGACAAAGCCUGAAAUAGAAACGACGAGAGCUGAUUAUAUUCCCAGUACUGGAGAAAAUUCCUUCCCAAAGAGAAAGAAAGGUUCCAAAGUAAGUGAAUCCUAAAAUGUUUUAACUGUGGGCAUUAUCCAUAUACAUCUGGCACUGCUAGCAAGGGAAAAAAUAUACCCCAUCCCUGAAUAUCUUUCACUGUAAAAGUAAAAGCAUAGAACUAUAGAAGAUUAGGGUUGGAAGAGACCACAAGAGGUCAUCUAGUCUUACCCCAACUAAAUCAAAGGAGCUCAAAGCAAGACCAAUCCCAACAAAAUCAUUCCAGACAGGGCUUCAUCAAAUAUGGAUUUAAAAACCACCAAGGAUGGAGAUUCUACCAUGUCCUUAGAAAAUCCAUUCCAGAGCUUCACCACUCUCUUAGUGAAAUACUUUUUUCCUAAUAAUAUCCAAUGUAGACUUCUAUUACUGCAACUUGAGACCAUUGCUUCUUGUUCUGUCAUCAGCCACCACUGAGAAUCGCUUGGGUCCAUCCUCUAUGAAACCUACCUUCAGAGAGUAGAAAGCUGUUAUCAUAUCCUCCCUCCUUAUUCUGUUUUGCAGACUAAAUAAGCCCAGUUCCCUCAGCCUCUCCUCAUAAGUCAUGUGCCAGUGCCUUUUAAUCAUUUUUGUUGCCCUCCGCUGGACCCUCCCCAAUUUGUCCACAUCCUUUCUGUACUGAGGAGUCCAAAACUAGAAUGGAAUAAUCACUUCCCUUGAUCUGCUGGCAGUGCUCCUACUAAUGCUAUGACCUUACCUGGCUAACUGCAGCCAAAUAUAAAACUUUGUAUUUGUUCUACUUUUACAGAUGACUAAUAUGACACGCAUCUCUCUCCCCUCUGUUCUUGUAAGGACUCGUCACUUUUUAUAACCCUAGUCUUUCCCCUGACUCACUUUGUAUCUCUGGGCAAGUCACUUAACCUCUUUAAUCUGUUUCUCUAUCUAUAUAAUGAUAAUUUAUUCACCACAGAUUGGUGGGGUAAAGGGAGAAUACAGUGCUUUGAAGAUUUAAAGCAAUAUACAAAGAUCACAAUAGGUAACUAUUAUUAGUAACAGAGGCAACUCCUGUUGGAUUUAAAACACUGAUCAACAGGUGAAAGUCUCUAUAUCUCAUUACACUUGUUCCCUUGAGAUAUCAACUCCCACCUAUUAAAAUAAUUAGACCUUUUUUUUUCCAACAGAGAUUUAAUAUCCAGCAAGGAAAAGCUGCAACAAGUUAUUGACAAAGAUAGUCUAGGGGCGGAAGAAGGGAACACAAAAUUAAACAGCAAAUGCUACAUUCAUAUGACAAAUAUAAUUCU